Messenger RNA from Phragmites australis (common reed), 991 nucleotides. RefSeq names its product josephin-like protein. The record is from RefSeq and is a predicted model, not a curated record. Bases 470 to 865 code for a protein of 131 amino acids. The transcript has a single exon. Lineage: Eukaryota; Viridiplantae; Streptophyta; Magnoliopsida; Poales; Poaceae.
GGCUUGGAUCCUUUGCAUGAUCUGCUUGCUCGCUUCCACUGGAAAUAUUCUCCGACCACCACCACCGGCACAAGGCAACAAGAAUAUACUGCUCCCCCACACACAAAUGUCGCGGUCGGCUCUCCUGUUGCUCUGUCUCCUCUUCAUCAAAGCUGCACCCUUUGGCGAUUCCCGGUCAUAUUGAAACCUAUGAGCACUCUACCAUCGGUUCUGUGAUCUGAUCGAUACAACCUUGGUGGUCAAUUAGACCAACCUUUUCUUUCCCUAGUUUGUCUCUCCCUUUGCUUCUUUUUCUUUUCUGCGCUAGCUGUGUCUUUCAUGCGCUUGUCACAUACUUGUAGUAGUCUGCUUUUCUUUUGAGCUGAGAUACCACUAGCCAUUGCCGUAUAAAACGUGUCGCGCCUAGGCCUAUCGCCACCACCCUGUCGUUGGUCAUACGCACACACUAUAUUGGGUUAGGUAUCCGACGAUGAAGAGGAAGGGGAGUGAGUGCACAAGAAUCAGCCCAACUGAGACCAGCAGCGACAUGCCUAUGAUCUCCCUGGCGUCCAGAUCCGGCCGGAGGGUGCCGUCCGAGAGGGAACGGCCUCGGCAAGUGCGAGGUGCCUGCGGCUCUCGCCUGCUGAGGAGCGCGCGGUGGACGGCCGCGAGGUUCUACCGGCGCGCCAGGAGCGUCGUCAUCAGGGCGUUUCGGUCGGCACCAUCAGCCAAGAAAACAACUGCUUAUUCCCCGGAUUGCACGCCGGCGAGGAAUAGUAGUAGGCGGCAGCAGUCCGCACCGGUGGUCGUCGACGACUCACAUAAGAGCGAAGCCGUGGAGGAAUGCAUCAGGUUCAUGAACUCCUCGUCGAGGAAGUACCGGUAGAUUUUUGUGGUUUUAUGUGCGCGGAUGCUAGCGUCUUUCUUGUAUUUUGUUCUUUUUUUGGCCUUUCAUCUAUGUGCGCAUCUGAUCAAACCUUGUACUUGAAAAACAUACCUGUUACUUCUUUGA